This is a messenger RNA of Meriones unguiculatus (Mongolian gerbil), 3642 nucleotides long. RefSeq names its product olfactory receptor 13G1-like. The coding region runs from base 1875 to 2798 and encodes 307 amino acids. Gene Ontology annotation, molecular function: olfactory receptor activity; G protein-coupled receptor activity. The transcript is spliced from 3 exons. Gene Ontology annotation, biological process: G protein-coupled receptor signaling pathway. The record is from RefSeq and is a predicted model, not a curated record. Lineage: Eukaryota; Metazoa; Chordata; Mammalia; Rodentia; Muridae. Gene Ontology annotation, cellular component: membrane.
ACUUAGUCUCCUCUAAAUGCAUGAGCUCUUUUUUAUUACUAAUCGUUAUUGCAUGUAUAUAAGUGUACUAUAAGUACACACACACACACACACACACACAUAUUCCUAAAUAUAACCAAUUAAGUCAGUAUAAUGAUACCUAUAUGUGGAGCUUUGCUGGAUUAAGUUGAAGUCUGACAUCUUUGGUUGGCCAUUUGGGCUCCAUCUAUGAUGGUGGACUCCAUUUUCUCAGUGAGGUUCUAAAAGUUUCUCCAGAUCUGAGUGAUCCUAAAUUUUGUAAGAGUGUCACAUAGCCCUCAGGGAAGAUUAUAGGCCAUAUCCUUUCUUGAUAAGGAACUGGUCCAGCAAGCAUCUGGGAAUUCCUAGACAUACACCACCCUGCUAAGGAUCUUAGUCUUCAGCAGUGACCUUCAAUGGUACUUGGAGAUUCUCCCACCCACAGGAUAAUUAGGUAUUGUAUUCUCCUUCUUGUGAUAGGACCAUGUUACUGCAUGGAAAAUGAGGCACCGUACCACUAGAUGUAAACCAAGUAUCCCUGACCCCUUGACCCCAGUGAAUCAAACAAAUUCACCCUCAAAGUCUCUCCCACUGUCCAAGGUUUACAAAUCUCUGAUUUCAAAUAAACUUGCUGGCUGGUUGCUUCGUAAUACCAUCAGACUUCCACCAUGGCUGCAGGAGAGUCCUCAUUUAUGCCCUAUUGUGCCUCCUCUCACCAGACCUGCCUCUGGCCCACUAGGCCUGGGCCUCACCAUGUGUCUCAUUAGCUACAAGCUGACCAGGCAUGGGCGUUUUCCCGUCCCUCUGCCAGCACAGCAGCUUAACCAAGAGUUGUAACACUUUGGAAUCGUCCUGGGCUUUGGAAUGUCUGAGCUUCCAUUGCCACCAGCAAUCUCGUUCUGAAAGAGUUAGCUAAAUUGUUACGGUCUUGGAAAAUCCUUUCCACACCCUGGCCUAGGGCACACAGGUCUCAACCUAAAGCACUCGAACAGAGUUCCUGAAAUCCGGAACCAGUCAUCUUCUACUAUAGGGAAGCCUGGGCUUCCAGCACGACAUUCUACCCUUCGGAAUCCAGCAGCCCCAGUGCCACGCCCAACAGCAUGCCUCAUCCCGAAGACCUUCCCAGGCCCCCACUGGACAGAGAAGAACACCUAUAUCUAUGUAUCGGGCCUAAAUAGAUAUUUUAAAUACUUAAUAUAGCAAGCAAAACAAAAGUGCUGGGGGACACUAAUACGCAACAAUACACUGAAAGGUUUGACUGUAGGAAAAGGAAGUGGGGCAUAGAAAGUAAAAGGUACUUAGAAUUAACCCACUGCACUUUUAAAAAAUCAGAUGAAGUACUCUCAGAAGAAUACAAAGGAGUCCAUUUUUAUCCUGUUGAGACCUUCCACACAGGUUAUAAAAACACCAAAGACAUUCUGAGACAUACGUGCAGAGGGUUGGCGGAGGCGGGUACAGUGGGAAAGCUGCUCCUGUCCACCCUGUGUGACUCCCCUGACUGCUCUCUGUGGGGAGCUUGGGUCAUUAAACCCUGAGUCCCCUUUAAUUGAUCCUAAGAGCUUUCUCCUUGAGUUUCUGUCCCAGGAGACACCAGGACUUGAUCUCAGAAAUCACAGGUAUUCCUGAAGGUCAAUGACCUCUACACAGAGGAAGACAGUGCUUCAGAGAGACACUAAAGACCUGGUGCUUGCGGGAAAGGAGAGUCUGUGGACAGCACGUGUGAAAGCCAGCUGUCACCUGAAUCCACUGUGACAUGGAAAGGCUGCCGAGACAGCGCAUGCAGAAAGCUGCUCCUGACCCUUCUAUACAGUCUACUGUGGGCAAGUAUUCGAGAGUCCCAAGCUACAAUUCCCAUCCUGAGCCUAGAGGAGCUUCCCAUGGCUCCUGGGAACCAGUCGGUUGUGACCAUGUUUAUCCUGCAAAGCUUUGUGGAUGACCCCUGGAUCCAGGAUGCCCUCUUCUGCCUCUUCUUCGCCUUGUUCGUGGUGUCCAUACCUGGCAAUGGGCUGAUCAUCAUGACCAUCCACAGCAGCUCCAACCUCCACACUCCCAUGUACUUCUUCCUAGUCAACCUGGCCCUGAUGGAUGUGAUCUGCACCGUGACUGUCUUGCCCAAGGUCCUGCAGAGCCUGGUAGCAGAGAACACCAUCUCUUAUGGGGGAUGCCUCACACAGAUGUUCAUCUUCUCCUCGGUCCUGGGCUCUGAGCUUCUGCUUUUCUCUGCCAUGGCCUAUGACCGCUACCUUGCAAUCUGCCGGCCAUUGCACUAUGGUACCCUCAUGAGUGGCAGGGUCUGUGUGGCCCUUGCAACCUUUGUGUGGUUCACUGGAGCUCUCAACUCCUUGGUGCUCACCUGUCUGGUAUUGCCACUGGCCUUCUGUGGUCCCAAUCUCAUCACACACUUCUUCUGUGAGAUCCCUUCUGUGCUCAUGCUGUCCUGCAGCCCCACCUUCAUCAACGACAUCAUGACAGUCAUUGCAGACAUGUUCCUGACUGGCCUGAACUUUCUGUUGACCAUGGCAUCCUAUGGCUUCAUCAUUGCCAGCAUCCUGCGCAUCCGCUCAGCUGAGGGCAAGAAGCGUGCCUUCUCCACCUGCUCUGCCCACCUGGUUGUGGUCACCCUUUAUUAUUCCACCGUCCUAUAUACGUAUAUCCGGCCAGCUCUGGGGACUGCUGGACCCCUGGACAAGGCCAUUGCCGUUCUGUACACCUCUGUGACCCCACCUCUGAACCCCCUCAUCUAUACCCUGAGAAACAAGGAGUUCAAAGCAUCCUUUAAAAAACUCUUAUUUCCGCAUUGAUGACUUUGAGCUUGGAGAAGAACUCUGGAAUCAGUGGGUAAGGAGCUAAAAUGUCACCCAAGCCCUCCUUUUUGUAACUCCUGACUCUGGAGGACACAGGCUAAGUGUGUCCUAGAAGAGCUAGAAGAGCUGUUCACAGUUUGUAAAAGGAAAAUCAGACUGUCUACCAGAUAAUACUAGUGUUCUACUCUUUUGAAUGUUUUAGAUAGCUCUAACCAUUUCUAGUUCAUGCAAAAAAAUGUAUGCUUAUUAGUUCAAUGCUAUUAAAUGUUAAGAUAUUUCUAUGACUCACUGAAUCAAAUCUAGUUAGAUCUUCAGUGUAGUCAAAGUGAACCCUGUUUAAAAAUUUUUGACCCUCUGCAGUAAAGGUCAAGAGUGAAUAGUUACAGGGAUAAAGAAUAAUGAAUCAUGCUCACACUUCUAGAUAUUUCUUGGCCUGAUUUGGCUGUUUUCAUCUUUCUUAUUCUUAUCUCAGAGGUUCCCCUGGCACUUGGUUCAUUCACCAGGUCGAGGGAAAAAAGUCCUCAUAGAGGACCUGAGUUAGAGUCUGAAUCUGAGAGCCUCUGAUCCCUGUGGGACCUUCCCUGAUGCCAACAUCCAAAUAUAUGAGACCAGAGCCAGACAAUUGUUUGUUGGGCUCAUCUCAGACCCCAUUUUAUUACAGAGGUUUGCUAGAUCAUAACUCUAUCUUGUACCUCAGUAGAUCUCCUGCCUGGAUGAGUUUUGUGUGACCCAACCAUCAUGAAGGGUUACUAUUAUUCAACACUGCAUGUAGCAUGUAACAUUAACUGAAACGAUCUCUGUUCCUGUGUCAGGAACUCAGAAAUAAAGAGUUUAAGAUGCA